Didymosphaeria variabile is the source of this 396-nucleotide messenger RNA. RefSeq lists its product as uncharacterized. The coding region runs from base 1 to 396 and encodes 131 amino acids. The transcript has 2 exons. NCBI's taxonomy places the organism in Eukaryota, Fungi, Ascomycota, Dothideomycetes, Pleosporales, Didymosphaeriaceae. The record is from RefSeq and is a predicted model, not a curated record.
AUGGACUGUACUGGCAAGUUACAGUCAAGCAGCCCUCGACCUCCGCCGCCGCGCGCCUACAUGGACUGUAAGGGGAACGACCUCAACGUGCUGCACUUGGCAUGCUGUGUGAGCAAGAAACUCCUGUUCGAGGAUCCAAAGUACGGCAUAUCGAACGCCGACUUCAUGAAUUCCAAGUUCUAUCAAUUGUUGUUCUUCCAGCUCGGGAACUACCACUACUGGCUCAAGUCAAGCUCUAUCCACUCUUAUAGCCAGCCCGUCUACGUCGAGCAGGAUUCUUGCAGCAUCUUUAUCAUCGACAGUAGCUUCCUCAUCCACUUCCUCCGCCUCUUCCGCAAAUACAGCACGCUCAAAAAGCAAGAGCACGAUCUCGAGCACGAGUGCGAAGUCACGUAA